Molecule: messenger RNA, 1401 nt
Organism: Exophiala oligosperma
Lineage: Eukaryota; Fungi; Ascomycota; Eurotiomycetes; Chaetothyriales; Herpotrichiellaceae
Product: uracil phosphoribosyltransferase, variant
Exons: 2
Coding region: 518-1099 (193 amino acids)
Source: RefSeq, a predicted model, not a curated record
CCUCUAGUCAACAACUCACAUAUUUCGUAUCGAAUGCCUUUGUUGUCUCCCUGGCCUAUACACACCUACCCGAGUUCGAACCUAAUGCAUAUUCCGUAGGAGGCUUCCGAGUUCCAAGACGAUUCUUGUCUCUGUUGGGGAUGGGAGUGCUGUUCUGAUCGAUUCACGGCCCCUCUUCAGACCCCUCGAUCCCUAUCGAUCUCGAAUUCCGAUCCACCACUUCUUCCGCAGUCACGCGAGCUCUCUCGAGAUAUUGGACCGCAGAUUGUUUGAAUCGAUUUCCGACGUUGACGAAUCAUGACUUCUCUCCAGCGCACGAAUGGUGUCCAGUCUCCUGCCUUGGGAGUAGGACCUUCUUAUCGACCGGCAGAGGAAAAACCAACCGCAACCGUAUCGCGCGAGGUCCCCUUCGACAAUGUUCACGUCCUCAGCCAGACGCCACAGCUCAUUGCUCUGCUCACGUAGGUCUACAGCGGGAAAGAGUCGCAGGGCCAGAAGAAACUGAUUGCCGCGCAGGAUGAUUCGUGAUAAGAAUACCAGACGAGGCGACUUCAUCUUCUAUUCGAAUCGAAUUAUUCGUCUACUAGUCGAAGAGGGAUUAAAUCACCUUCCGGUCGUGGCACACAAUGUCACAUCUCCUGUUGGAAAGGACUACGUUGGAGUCAGAUUCGAAGGCAAGAUCUGUGGCGUUUCAAUCAUGAGAGCUGGUGAAUCAAUGGAAGAAGGCUUGAGAGAAUGUUGUCGAUCAGUAAGGAUAGGGAAAAUCCUGAUUCAGCGUAACGAAGAGACCAGCAAACCCAAGCUAUUCUACGAAAAGCUGCCAGCCGACGUCGCAAACCGAUGGGUUCUAUUGCUUGACCCUAUGCUGGCAACUGGUGGUAGUGCUAUCAUGGCGGUUGAAGUCUUGAAGAGCCACGGUGUUCCUGAAGACAGAAUACUCUUCGUCAACUUGAUCGCAAGUCCUGAGGGUAUUGAGAACUUUGCCAAGCACGUUCCAAAGGUUCGGGUGAUUACCGCCUUCAUUGACCAAGGUCUGAACGAAGCAAACUAUAUCGUCCCUGGCCUUGGUGAUUUCGGCGAUCGAUAUUACACAAUGUGAGCGUUGUAAUUUCGUGAUUCCACAACCAACACAGGUAUCACAAAUAGUGCCUGCUUCACUUCCUCCUGGAUGAACCCACCGAGUUCGUCUCACGCUGGGGAGCCUGCCGAGCAGUUUUGAAUGUCUAUUGCUGCGAAUGAAAAUUUCUCUAGGUGUAAAUGCGACCGAGAUGACGAAGAUAGAUGUCGCUGGCCCAGAUACAGAAGGUCAGCUUCAUCAGUUCCAGAGAUUUACGGAGUAGAGUCUAGCCUCUCUUCAGCGAUUUGCUUAGGCCCGAUAAUAGUAUAUUAUUAUGAUCCAUU